AUGGACGAUUUCGGGUUAUUUCGGAUGGACGGAAGGUUGAAAAACUUGAACGCACCGUUCGACACUCGCUUUCCGAUUCAGCUUCCAGCAAAACAUAGUCUGAGCGUCCUCAUCGCCAGGUCAGUUCAUCUUCAGACACUUCACGGUGGACCGUCGCUGAUGCUCGCUACCAUCCGUCAACGAUUCUGGCCACUCCGGGGUCGUGAGUUGGCUCGUAAAGUCUUUCGACGAUGCGUCACUUGCUUCCGGUGCAAUCCUACAACAGGAAAUCAGAUUAUGGCACCUUAUCCGUCGUUUCGCCACAGACCAGCUCGAGCUUUUACGUACUCGGGGAUGAAUUACUGUGGGCCGUUUCUCGUUCGUCCGUUAAUUGGGAAAGGCUCGUCCGUUAAGGUGUACGUCGCGUUGUACGUCUGGAUGGUGGUGAAGGCCGUGCAUCUCGAGGUCGUCGCUGAUCUGUCGUCCGCCGCGUGCAUAAACGCCGUCAAACGCUUCGUCGCAAAACACGGUCGGGUUCUUGAGUUGCACUGUGAUAAUGCAACCGCUUUCGUCGGAGCAGAUCGUGAGCUGCGUCAGCUGCGAAAAGAGUAUCUGUGGCAGUUCCAGUCGACGGAAUGGGGUCUCUACUGUGCGGACAAUGGCAUCACCUUCCGGUUCAUUCCAGCUCGCUCUCCACAUUUCGGAGGCAUCUGGGAAGCCGGAGUGAAACCUCAGAGAGCCUCAUGUCUCCAUUCCUGA
This is a messenger RNA of Wyeomyia smithii (pitcher-plant mosquito), 738 nucleotides long. RefSeq lists its product as uncharacterized. The transcript has a single exon. The record is from RefSeq and is a predicted model, not a curated record. The coding region runs from base 1 to 738 and encodes 245 amino acids. NCBI's taxonomy places the organism in Eukaryota, Metazoa, Arthropoda, Insecta, Diptera, Culicidae. Gene Ontology annotation, molecular function: nucleic acid binding.